AUGAAUCAACCAGUAUUGCUACCAGCCAACCAAUUCAGACAAGUACCUAAAAUAAUCCCAGUAUAUGUUGUAGAGUUGACAAAAUCAAAUACUCAAGAAGUUGUCUAUAACAGCAAUAAAACAGUUCUUGUUCAAAUCUACUACUCGAUCGUGGAAUGA
Heterostelium album PN500 is the source of this 159-nucleotide messenger RNA. RefSeq lists its product as uncharacterized. NCBI's taxonomy places the organism in Eukaryota, Evosea, Eumycetozoa, Acytosteliales, Acytosteliaceae. The record is from RefSeq and is a predicted model, not a curated record. The transcript has 3 exons. The coding region runs from base 1 to 159 and encodes 52 amino acids.